AUGACGGUGCUAUCGGACCUUGCAGGUGCUUCCCCCAGCGCCCUAGUGGCACUGGCGAUCUCUCUGUCUCUGUACACAUGUUAUAGUGUGUUUAUAUCAUACUGGAGACUCCGCGAUGUACCGGGACCAUUCUGGGCGAAAUUUACUGAUUUCCAACGAAUGUUCUGGGUCAAGACGAUGCGUGCUCAGGAGAUCCAUCGAGAAGCACAUGAGAAGUAUGGAGACUGCGUCCGAUUUGGACCAAACACCGUAUCCCUGUGUGAUCCAGCAAUGAUUCCUAUCCUCUAUCCCAUGAGGAGUGGCUUCCCCAAGAGUUUGUUCUACCGAGGAAUUAUGCCUUACGCAAAAGGCGGUGCUUUCCCUGCAGUUUUCACUACUCAAGACGAACAAAUGCACAAGACUCUGAAAACACCAGUGGCAUCUCUUUACUCUCUGACUAACGUGAUUAAUUUCGAACCCUUCAUCGAUGAAGUGCUUGAGGUUAUGUUUAACCAGCUGGAUGCCCGUUUUGUUGAAACAUUUGCGGUCUUUGAUCUCGGAGAUUGGAUCCAGUACUUUGCUUUUGAUGUCAUGGGUACAAUGACCUUUUCGAAGCGAUACGGAUUUCUGGAAAAUGGAAAUGAUGCAAACGGCCUUCUCCGUGCUAUAUGGGACUUCAUGUUGACUAUUGGCCCGAUGACGCAGUUUCCGAAAUUGGACAGAAUUCUCUACAAAAGUUUUAUUGCCGAUAUAUUGAAGAAUCAAGUUGCUGUCCCAAUUCUGAGAAUUGCAUCAGAAGCUGUCGAAGCGCGGCAGAAAGAUGCGCAGAAAUUUUCCGUCGAUGAAAAGAAGACUCCUGGGAAGGGCGACUUCCUGUCUCAUUUCAUCAGGAUCCAGGAAACCAACAAUUCCAUUCCGGCUUGGGCAUCGAAGACAUGGACAUUUUCAAAUGUUAUUGCUGGCUCAGAUUCCACAACUGUAGUCAUGCGUACUGCUGUAUACCACCUUCUCGCCAAUAAAGACUCUCUUGCAAAAUUGGUUCGAGAGUUCUGCGAAGUAGAUGCAAAGUCUGGUCUCACUCGCCCAUUUCCAAAAUGGAAUGAGGUGAAAAAUCUCCCGUAUUUGGAUGCCUGCGUGAAUGAAGCUGUUCGUCUGCAUCCUCCAUUUGCACUUCCUCUAGAGCGUGUUGCACCAAGGGGUGGAGUGACCAUUAGUGGACAUCAUUUUCCAGAGGGUACAUGCAUUGGGAUGAAUCCCUAUGUUGUCAACAGACAUCGCCCGACAUUUGGUGAGGAUGUUGAUGCGUGGAGACCAGAGCGGUGGCUUGUAGAUGACCCGGCUUUGAGAAAGAAGCUCGAAGGGAGUGUUAUGACUUUUGGUGCCGGUAGACGCACAUGCAUCGGCAGAUAUAUUGCUUUCUUGGAAAUUAAGAAGCUUUUGCCUGCCCUUUUUUUGAAUUACGACAUCGAGCUUAUUGACCCAAAAUCAUAUUUUGUAGAGAGCUCUUACUUCUUUAGACAGGAAGGCAUCGAUGUGCGGAUCCAGAGGAAGGUGUUCUAG
This is a messenger RNA of Pseudogymnoascus verrucosus, 1539 nucleotides long. RefSeq lists its product as uncharacterized. The coding region runs from base 1 to 1539 and encodes 512 amino acids. Lineage: Eukaryota; Fungi; Ascomycota; Leotiomycetes; Thelebolales; Thelebolaceae. The transcript has 7 exons. The record is from RefSeq and is a predicted model, not a curated record. Gene Ontology annotation, molecular function: monooxygenase activity; oxidoreductase activity, acting on paired donors, with incorporation or reduction of molecular oxygen; iron ion binding.